Molecule: messenger RNA, 1030 nt
Organism: Anopheles bellator
Lineage: Eukaryota; Metazoa; Arthropoda; Insecta; Diptera; Culicidae
Product: trypsin 3A1-like
Exons: 3
Coding region: 31-828 (265 amino acids)
Biological process (GO): proteolysis
Molecular function (GO): serine-type endopeptidase activity
Source: RefSeq, a predicted model, not a curated record
AAGUUGCGUUCUCCACUCGAAGGCGUAAAGAUGAAAGUGUGCACAGUGUUAGCUCUGGUGUUCGUGGCACUCUCGGCAGGGUCUGCAGACAAACCUGGCUUCCUGUUCGAUCGGCGCAAGCCAGAAUCCAAAGGAGUACGCAGAAUCGUCGGUGGAACUAAUGCGAACAUUGUUAACUACCCGUACCAGCUUUCGCUAAUGCGGGAUGGAAGACACUUUUGCGGAUCGUCGAUCAUUGCCACACGAUGGGCACUAUCUGCUGCCCACUGCACCUGGCCGAUACCACCUCCGGGUGCCGUGCGCCUUCUAGGAGGAACAUCAGACAACACGCAAGGCGGUGUGACGUUCGACGUGGAUCAAAUUGUAAACCAUCCAAAUUACGAGGAACAAACGAUACGGAAUGAUGUGUCUGUGCUGCACACCACUUCAGCCAUGAUCGGACGUAACGUAGCUCCGAUUCCACUAGAUUCUACUGGUGCAUUCCACAAACCAGGAACUAGGGCAGUUCUUAGCGGCUGGGGAUUAACGGAAAAUUUGGUUACCACAAAUAUUCUCCAAAGUGUCGAGAUUCCUAUCAUUUCGACCAUAGCUUGUAAACUGUCGUUGUGGCAGGAAAAUGCGAAUAUUUACCCAGAUAUGCUGUGUGCCGGUGAGUUAGGACGUGCCCCAUGUAGCGCCGAUAGUGGCGGUCCUUUGGUAAUUGAUGGCAAGCAAGUUGGAAUAGUAUCGUGGGGAUCCCUGAAGUGUUUGGGAGAACUACCCGAUGUUUUCGCACGUAUUGGUUACCCGACUAUCCGCAGCUUUAUUACAAACAUUACAGGAGUGUAAAAUAGCAGUUCAAGGAAUAUCAGUUGCUUAAUAAAUAUGCUGGUGAAGGAAAGAACCAAUAGUUUGCUCUGUGGAAGACGGUUAUGGGGAUUCCUCUACAAACCAACAAACAAAAGUUUAGUUGCGUAAUGUGCAUAUCAAAAUGCCCACAUAUGUACAUUUCAUUUAGUAGGUGCUUUUCCAAACCAGAAAUGCAAUAUUA